Halichondria panicea is the source of this 1594-nucleotide messenger RNA. RefSeq names its product dynein axonemal heavy chain 12-like. Lineage: Eukaryota; Metazoa; Porifera; Demospongiae; Suberitida; Halichondriidae. Bases 1007 to 1348 code for a protein of 113 amino acids. Gene Ontology annotation, cellular component: dynein complex. Gene Ontology annotation, biological process: microtubule-based movement. Gene Ontology annotation, molecular function: dynein intermediate chain binding; ATP hydrolysis activity; ATP binding. The record is from RefSeq and is a predicted model, not a curated record. The transcript has 7 exons.
UGUCAGAUGAGGCUGUGUGGUGAGUAGCUCUAUCACAAGUCAGUGGAGGACCAGGAGAGGAGCAUCCUAGAGAAUGCUGUAGGUUCAUACCGUAAGAUCUCGAUUUAAAGCGACACUUUUUAAUAAUUACGAAGCCAGAGGUCGCAUCUUUUGGAGGUUGAAAAAUUAUAUUGAAGCCCUGGUGUUGCAUAUUUUGAGGGUCGCAUCUAAUUGGAGGUAACUUUACAGAGUCUACUUGCCUCGAUUUCAGGCCGCUUAAAAACACUAAUUUUCCAGUGGGCUACAUCGAGGCUAGGGAGUGGCUACAUUUACCUCUAUUUAGAACGCGACAUUAAAAAAUAAUUAUCAACGUAGCUGUCACUACUUUUAGAGGUCAGAAAAUUGCUGAAGCUCCUGGGUGUCGCAUAUUUGGAGGGUCGCCUUAAAUCGAGGUCUUACGGUAGUAUAAUUUUAUUAUGUAUAUAAAAAAAUUAUAAUCAUUAUGGCCCGUUCAACAAUCCCUAUAAUUACUCUAUACAUUUUGUCCAUCUUGAGAGCAGUGAAAACUCAUCUAAAGACAUUUGUAUUUGAGGGCACUACUCUGAACCUGCGUCCAUCGUGCUUUGUCUGCAUCACCAUGAACCAUGAACCCAGGUUAUGCUGGCCGCUCUGAACUACCAGACAAUCUAAAGGUGUUGUUUCGUACAGUGGCAUUGAUGGUGCCAGACUAUGCCAUGAUUGGAGAGAUCUCUCUCUACUCUUAUGGUUUUGUGGAUGCUCGUAAUCUGGCCGUCAAGAUUGUCAUGACCUAUGGACUGUGUUCAGAGCAACUCUCCAGCCAACUCCAUUCUGACUAUGGCAUGCGUGCAGUCCAGUCAGUGUUGGUGGCAGCCGGUCAUCUGAAACUGAAGUACCCUAACGAACAUGAAGACGUGUUACUGCUCAGAUUCAUCAUGGACGUCAACCUACCCAAGGCAAGGUCCUAGAUGUACAUGUACUAGCUGACACACUCAAUGAGAGGGGACAGAUGGAAGAGAACAAGACAGGUUAUAGAGUCAUCAACCCCAAGGCUGUCACUAGGGGUCAACUGUUUGGUCAGUUUGACCCUGUGUCACACGAGUGGACUGAUGGUGUGGUAGCCAACACAUUCAGGGAGUUUGCACCUGCACAAAAUGAUGACCGUAAGUGGGUGGUGUUUGAUGGUCCUAUAGACACUCUGUGGAUGGAGUCCAUGAACACUGUACUGGAUGACAACAAGAAGCUGUGUCUCAUGUCAGGGGAGAUCAUUCAAAUGAGCAACUGUAUGAACCUCAUCUUUGAAGCAGAUGAUCUGUCACAAGCCUCGGAUAGUGAGGAGGACCGGAGCUGAUACAAGAGAGCUCUUGUCUGGCAGGACAUACCCAACAGCUGCAGGCACGACUACAGGAUGGUAUUCUGCCAACAGUGCACUUCACAAAGCACCCAGCUGCCCUCCUUAAAGAAGUUGGUCGGAGUCUGUGACAGCUGCUUCCUGGACUUGAACUGAACAUAAUUUACACACUUUGUUUUUGUAUAAUUAUACCUCAUUCAUUGUGUUGUCCUCAAGUGAUCAUUUGAUAUACAAUUAUUGACUGUG